Molecule: messenger RNA, 861 nt
Organism: Drosophila eugracilis
Lineage: Eukaryota; Metazoa; Arthropoda; Insecta; Diptera; Drosophilidae
Gene: mgr
Product: prefoldin subunit 3
Exons: 3
Coding region: 105-692 (195 amino acids)
Biological process (GO): microtubule-based process; protein folding; tubulin complex assembly
Cellular component (GO): prefoldin complex; cytoplasm
Molecular function (GO): tubulin binding
Source: RefSeq, a predicted model, not a curated record
CAUCGCAAUUUUGACUCAUCUCCAUCCCAUCGACUUUUACAGCGGCAGGCUGACCUCCUGGAAAUUAAAUUGCAAUUGUAGAAGGUAGGAAUAAAGGCUUCAGGAUGACUGGCAUUAUGGACUCGGUGGAAAUGCCAAAAUUACCGGAAAACCAGAAAACCUUCGCCGGCAUUCCGGAGGCAGUCUUUUUGGAGGAGAUUGAUUCAUUCAUGGCACAGCCGGACAACGAGAACUGUGAGAAGGUGCUCCAGCGGUUGGACGAGCAGCACGGAAAGUACCGAUUUAUGGCAUUUAACCUGGAGGCGAGGCGCCGUAAGCUGAAGUCCCAAAUCCCCGACCUGGAGCGCUCUCUGGAGAUGGUAAAUGUGCUGCGAAAGGAGGACGAGGAACGCGAGACUCAGUUCCUGCUCAGCGACCAGGUGUUUAUCAAGACCUUGGUUCCACCCACGAAAACUGUCUAUCUGUGGCUGGGUGCCAGCGUUAUGCUAGAAUAUCCAUUGGAUGAGGCGGAGGCUCUGCUCAAGCAGAACGUCACAUCGGCGGUGGGUAAUCUGAAGUCCGUGGAGCACGACCAGGAUUUUCUGAGGGAUCAAAUCACAACCACUGAGGUGAACAUGGCGCGGGUACAUAACUGGGGAGUUAAAAAGCGGCAGGCCGCUGCCAAGACCAAUGCCGCCACCACCCCCUCGUAAGAAGCCGCUCCAUAACCCCAUCAUAACCCAAGAUCAACAUUAAAAGCAGUCACUGCUACGUCUCUCGCGUAUUAUUUAUUUCGACAGUUCACUGAAAGGGCUCGGCAGGCGUUACCACCUGCCUUAUUCUCGUUCUCCACUGAUAACAAUAAAACCGCUACACAACGCA